GGCGGGGCGCACCUGGGCUCCGCCCCGGGGCGGGGUCGACGCAGCGUCGCCAGCGCGAUCGGCCGCACCUGGUUCAGCGGCAGCGUUAGCAGCAGCAGCAGCAGCAGCAGCAGCAGCCGCCGCGGCAGCGGGGACCGUGGUGGUGACGGCCCCGCAGCAGCGCAGCCCAGCCCAUCCGAGCGCGCCGAUUAGGGCGGCUGUAGCCCCGGCGUCGCCAUGGUGGAAGCGGCGCCCGCGGGGUCUGGGCCACUGCGGAGGACUUUCCUGGUCCCCGAGAUCAAGUCAUUGGACCAGUACGAUUUCUCUCGGGCCAAGGCGGCGGCGAGUCUGGCGUGGGUGCUGCGGGCCGCAUUCGGGGGAGCAGAGCAUGUGCCCCCGGAGCUGUGGGAACCUUUCUACACAGACCAGUACGCACAGGAGCACGUGAAGCCCCCGGUGACGCGUCUGCUGCUCUCUGCGGAGCUCUACUGCCGGGCCUGGCACCAGGCCCUGCCACAGCUUGAGCCGCCCCCCAGCCCCUCUGCGCUGCUGGCCUUGCUGGCGAGGAGGGGCACAGUGCCCUCCCUGCCUGAGCACCCCGUGCGGGAGGCUGACCUGAGACACCAGCCAAUUCUCAUGGGUGCCCACCUGGCUGUCAUUGAUGCCCUCAUGGUUGCCUUCUCCUUUGAGUGGACAAAGACACUGCCCGGUCCCUUGGCUCUGAGCAGCUUGGAGCACAAACUCCUUUUCUGGGUAGACACUACCGUUCGGCGGCUGCAGGAAAAGACAGAGCAAGAAGCAGCCCAGCGUGCAUCUCCUGCAGCUCCUUUGGACGGGGCUGCUCCUGCCCAGCCCUCGUGCCCCACACGCUGGUACUGGAAGCUGGUUCCUCACGCAAUUGCCUUCUGUUUGAAGGAGUCGGGGAACAAACCCCCUAUGAUUCGAUACCGCAAGGACCGUGCCAUCGCCCGACGGGCCCCCUGCUUUCCAAAUGUGACCACCCUUCAGGACCUGGCCAGUGGGGCAGCACUGGCUGCCACCAUCCACUGCUACUGUCCCCAGCUAUUACGGCUUGAGGAGGUGUGCCUCAAGGACCCCAUGUCUGUGGCAGACAGCCUGUACAACCUCCAGCUGGUGCAAGAUUUCUGUGCCUCCCACCUUCCUCGCGGCUGCCCCCUGUCCCUUGAGGACUUGUUGUAUGUCCCACCACCCCUCAAGGUCAAUCUGGUGGUGCUGUUGGCUGAGCUGUAUAUGUGCUUUGAAGUUCUGAAGCCUGAUUUUGUGCAGGUCAAAGACUUACCUGAUGGACAUGCUAUCUCCCCGCGGGGUACUGAGACUUUACCAUCUCAGAACAACAGCGGUAGCAGUUCUCCUGUGUUCAACUUCCGUCACCCGCUACUAUCACCUGGUGGCCCCCAGUCCCCGCUCCGAGGAUCCACAGGCUCCCUGAAGUCAUCUCCGUCCAUGUCCCACAUGGAGGCUCUUGGCAAGGCCUGGAACCGCCAACUUAGCCGUCCCCUCUCCCAGGCUGUGUCGUUCAGCACUCCCUUUGGCCUGGACAGCGAUGUGGACGUGGUCAUGGGAGAUCCUGUCCUGCUCCGCUCCGUCAGUUCAGACAGUCUGGGUCCUCCACGUCCUGUGUCGUCAUCGUCCCGGAAUCCUGCUCAGCCAACCCCAGAAUCUGGAGACCUCCCUACAAUUGAAGAGGCCCUGCAGAUCAUCCACAGUGCUGAGCCCCGGCUGCUCCCUGAUGGGGCUGCCGAUGGCAGCUUCUACCUCCAUUCUCCUGAGGGUCUCUCCAAACCACCGCUGGCCUCUCCCUACCCUCCUGAAGGAUCCUCAAAGCCACUGUCUGAUGGGCUCAACAAAGCACCCAUCUAUAUAUCCCACCCUGAGACCCCUUCAAAGCCAUCCCCCUGCCCAGCAGGGGAGGUAUUGAAACCACCACCCCCAUCUGAGGGGUCCCCAAAAGCUGUGGCUUCAUCCCCAGCAGCCAACAACUCAGAAGUAAAGAUGACCAGUUUUGCUGAACGCAAGAAACAGCUGGUGAAGGCUGAGGCCGAAUCGGGAAUGGGGUCUCCAACAUCCACUCCUGCCGCACCUGAGGCCUUGAGCUCAGAGAUGAGCGAGCUGGGAGCCCGGCUGGAGGAGAAGCGCCGAGCCAUAGAGGCUCAGAAGCGACGUAUUGAGGCCAUCUUUGCCAAGCACAGGCAGAGACUGGGCAAGAGUGCUUUCCUGCAGGUGCAGCCUCGGGAGGCUGCAGGGGAGGCUGAGGAGGAGGCUGAGCUGGGCUCAGUUCCUGGUGGGGAACGACCAGCAGGUGAGGGCCAGGGUGAGCCAUCCUCACGGCCUAAGUCAGUCACCUUCUCUCCAGAUCUGGGCCCAGUGCCCCCAGAGGGACUGGGGGAUUACAAUCGAGCAGUCAGUAAGCUGAGUGCCGCUUUGAGCUCUCUGCAACGGGACAUGCAGAGGCUCACAGACCAGCAACAGCGGCUUCUGGCCCCUCCAGAGGCCCCUGGACCUGCCCCACCACCUGCAGCCUGGGUCAUCCCUGGACCCACCACUGGGCCUAAAGCGGCAUCCCCUAGCCCAGCCCGUCGCGCCCCAGCUGCCAGGCGCAGCCCAGGGCCAGGCCCCAACUCAACACCCCGUAGUCCAAAACAUGCAAGGCCGGCAGAGCUGAAGCUUGCACCCCUGACAAGGGUGCUCACACCACCCCAUGAUGUAGACAGCCUCCCUCACCUACGCAAGUUCUCACCCAGCCAGGUGCCUGUACAGACUCGCUCUUCUCUCCUCCUGUCGGAGGGGACACCUCCUGAGGAGCCCACCGCCAAGCCUGCCCUCAUUGAGAUCCCCCUAUCCAGCCUGGGAGAGCCUACUGCUGAUGAGGAGGGAGAUGGGAGCCCCCCCGGGGCUGAGGAUUCCUUAGAGGAAGAGGCAUCUUCUGAGGGAGAGCCCCGGUCUGGGCUUGGAUUCUUUUAUAAGGACGAAGACAAGCCUGAGGAUGAGAUGGCUCAAAAGAGAGCCAGCUUGCUUGAGCGGCAGCAUAGGCGGGCAGAGGAGGCCCGGCGGCGUAAACAGUGGCAGGAGGCUGAGAAGGAACAGAAACGGGAGGCGGCGGCCAGGCUGGCUCAGGAGGAGGUCCUAGGCUUGACCUCUGCAGCCCCAGUAGCCUCUGCUGCUCCAGUGGCCCCCCUGGCUCCUGCUACCAGGGCUGUGGCCCCAGCUGAGGAGGAGGUGGGGCCCCGGCGAGGGGACUUCACGAGGCUUGAGUAUGAGCGCCGGGCACAACUGAAGCUGAUGGAUGACCUUGAUAAGGUGCUACGGCCCCGGGCCUCAGGGACCGGGGGACCAGGGCGGGGCGGGCGCAGGGCCACCCGGCCACGCUCUGGUUGCUGUGAUGACUCGGCCCUGGCACGAAGCCCAGCCCGCGGCCUGCUGGGUUCACGGCUUAGCAAGGUCUAUUCCCAAUCCACACUGUCCCUGUCUACUGUAGCCAAUGAGGCUCCCAAUAACCUUGGUGUGAAGAGGCCCACAUCUCGGGCUCCUUCUCCAUCAGGCCUCACAUCUCCAAGCCGCCUGCCUGGCAGUCGGGAGCGGGACUGGGAGAAUGGAAGCAAUGCUUCCUCCCCAGCAUCAGUGCCUGAGUACACAGGUCCCCGGCUGUACAAAGAACCCAGCGCCAAGUCUAACAAGUUUAUCAUCCACAAUGCCUUGUCACACUGCUGCCUGGCAGGCAAGGUGAACGAGCCCCAGAAGAACCGAAUUCUGGAGGAAAUCGAGAAGAGCAAGGCCAACCACUUCCUGAUCCUCUUCCGGGACUCAAGCUGCCAGUUUCGGGCACUCUACACUCUUUCUGGGGAGACAGAGGAGCUGUCAAGGCUGGCAGGCUACGGACCUCGCACUGUUACUCCAGCCAUGGUCGAAGGCAUCUAUAAGUACAAUUCAGACCGCAAACGCUUCACCCAGAUCCCCGCCAAAACCAUGUCCAUGAGUGUGGAUGCCUUCACUAUCCAGGGACACCUUUGGCAAAGCAAGAAGCCCACCACGCCCAAGAAGGGUGGUGGCACCCCCAAAUAGUGCCACCUUGGGCGAUGCACAGGCUGGGUCUGUUGUGUUUGGGCCGGUGUGCUCUUGGAGGACAGUGCAUUAUUUCUGGAUCCUGUCUGGUCAUGCUGUGGGGGGCUGAGCUGGGAGCUUCAGGAACUCAGGGCUCAGCUCGGUCCCCUUGUCUGUCCUCCACUUUCUUGAAUAAAAUAAUUGAAAA
Onychomys torridus (southern grasshopper mouse) is the source of this 4246-nucleotide messenger RNA. RefSeq names its product calmodulin regulated spectrin associated protein family member 3 (gene Camsap3). Gene Ontology annotation, biological process: cytoplasmic microtubule organization; negative regulation of microtubule depolymerization; neuron projection development. Lineage: Eukaryota; Metazoa; Chordata; Mammalia; Rodentia; Cricetidae. Gene Ontology annotation, molecular function: calmodulin binding; spectrin binding; microtubule minus-end binding. The record is from RefSeq and is a predicted model, not a curated record. Gene Ontology annotation, cellular component: microtubule minus-end.